Molecule: messenger RNA, 2061 nt
Organism: Coniosporium apollinis CBS 100218
Lineage: Eukaryota; Fungi; Ascomycota; Dothideomycetes
Exons: 1
Coding region: 1-2061 (686 amino acids)
Biological process (GO): transcription initiation at RNA polymerase I promoter
Cellular component (GO): nucleus
Molecular function (GO): RNA polymerase I core binding; RNA polymerase I general transcription initiation factor activity
Source: RefSeq, a predicted model, not a curated record
AUGGUGUCAAUCACCGUGCCGAGUGCUGCUCUCACCGCGGCCUCCAUGACGGUAGAGCCAAGCUUAGGCUCAAAACGAAAAUACACGGACGCGACUCCUGAAGACGAAGCGCUAUCCUCCAGCCAAGGCAAGCGGCAGAAGGUCGCUUUCGAUCCGGAUGUCGAGAUACGCGUGCUGGAAGACUGGAACGAGAAGGGCAUCGAGCUGGUACGGGAGGAGGUCCGACGCGGGAUUGAAAAGCACCUGGCGGGCGACAAUGCGGCAUACGACCAACUGAAGCAGCUAUUCACUGCAAAACCGUUCGAGGAGGACGCGCCGUCGACGAGACUAUUACAGAAGUACCUCCAUGCUCUCACCGGGCACGCCAGCUGGCUGAACAAGAACUGCUCUGGGUUGGUUCACGCGGUGCUCGAUUGUCAAUGGCUACUCCGCGACGAGAGCUUCGUCCAGUCUUAUAUCCGCUUUCUGGGCGGUCUACUAUCUGCUCAUGGUGGGUAUACUGGCCUAGUACUGAGGAUGGUGGUGCAAAGCUUCGUUAGCCGUAGGUGUCUUGGUGACCCACCGAUGAUCCAUGCUAAGAACAAUGUAGUACCGCCCCAGUCUCUUCGCGCACCCAGCGAUGCUCCAGUGCGCCGCACACAAGCUGAAGCACGCGUCCACAGUUGCCUGAAAUACCUCCUACAGCUCAUUCCAUCCGCAAGUGGGGCAUUACCAUCGAUAUUAUCCUCCUCCUUCCCCUUUGCUACCGAUUCGACGAAAGCGCACGUGGACUACGUUCGCAACCUGCUCAAGCUGACUGAGUAUGCACCGGCGCUCAAGGGUGCAAUUCUGGCGUUGGUCACGGACAGACUUGUCAAAAUUGAUGUUCAGAUUCAGGUCGAUAUGGAGGACUUGGAAGAAGACACAGAAGAAGAGCUGGUACGCAAGGUCCUGGAACGGCGUGACCAGGGUCCUGACGAUGCGGAAGAGGAGGAUCCUGAUGCCAGCGACAACGAAUCUGUUUCAAGUGCGGAUAGUGAUGGACCCGACGACGAGCGCAUCAAGGACUUGAAGCAGGCUGUUGUCACCAUGGACUCCAUGCUGGACGUCCUGUUCGGCUACUACCAUCCCAUAUUCACAAGCGGCAUGAUCCUCGACGUACGAGACACAUUCGAGCAUCUACUCGCGCAAUUCUCCAACACCAUCCUCCCCACCUACCGCUCUCGCCACACGCAAUUCCUGCUCUUCCACUUCGGCCAAGCUUCAUCAUUCCUCAUGGAGCGCUUCACCAGCGUCUGCCUCGACCUCUCCUUCGACAAGACACGACCCCACAUCCUACGGCUAGCAGCAGCAUCCUACCUCGCCAGCUUCAUCGCGCGCGGUGCUCAUGUCCCGCCCCCACUCGUCCGCCAGAUCUUCGACCUCCUCCUUGAGUACCUGGAAGACAUGCGCCUGACCUACGAGCGCACCUGCACGGGCCCCGACCUCCGCCGCUACGGCGGCUACUACGCCAUCGCGCAGGCACUGCUGUACAUCUUCUGCUUCCGCUGGCGCGACCUGAUCCGCAAUGCAGACGAGUACGCCGACGAAGACGACGAGAGCUUGCUCGACGGUAGCCGCGAGCUAGUCUGGGGCCACCGCACAAAGGAGAUCCUGACCCGGAAUGUCUACAGCAAGCUCAACCCGCUCAAGGUCUGCUCGCCGGCAAUAGUGGCGCAGUUCGCGAAGAUCGCGCACCAUCUCCAUUUCAUGUACAUCUUCUCGCUGCUCGAGACGAACAAGCGCGUCAGGCUGUCGCGGGCCGUGGGGUCCGGUGGCGCGGCAUACGGCGGCAUGCCGGAGCGCGAGACGGCGCUGUCGGGGCGCAGUGGGGAGGCGUCGUUGCAGCUGGAUGCGUAUUUCCCGUUUGAUCCGUAUCAUCUUCCGAGGAGUAAGCGGUGGUUGGAGGGGGAUUAUAAUGAGUGGAAGGCUCUGCCGGGCUUGGAGGAGAAGGGAGUCGAGAGUAGCGAGGAGGAGAGUUCGGAAGAUGAGAUUGAGGAUGGGGAGGUUGAUGGAGACGUGGCGACUGAGUCGAGUGGGUAG